AUGUCGAGGAAGGUCGAUCUUUUGCCGGCGCCGGCAAAGCCUCGGCCAAUGAAGGUUGUUGUCGCCAGCCCAAGUCGAUCGGGAACUCUUGGACUAUACCAGGCAAUGCAAAUACUCGGCUUCAAGACAUACCAUCUCUAUGAAUGCAUCGUCGCCCACGGCCUUCCUCACAUGGAGGUCUUCGAAGAAGCGGUGAUCGCUCAAUGCAAUGAUCUCUCCGGAAUCAAGAAGUUCACCAAGACUGACUAUGAAAGAUGGUUAGGAGAGUACGACUGCCUUGUCGAGGUAACGAGCCACGUUGGCACCGAUAUAAUCGAGGCUUAUGCCGAGGAUCCCGACGUCAAAUUUAUCCUCACUGAGCGAGAUUCGGAAAAAUGGGCAGUCUCUGUGAACAACACGGCAGGGGGCCUGCUCGACAUGCCGUAUACAUUUCCAUUCGUGAUUCUCAAGUACUUCGAUGCCACAUUGUAUCGGUUCCUGGCUAUGAAUGAGACUGUUUAUCGGGCGAUCUCCAAAUGUACCAGGCCCGGUGAAGCAGACAAUAUCCCGACUCUUCAAAAGCACUAUACGGAUUACAUCGAAAAAGCAAAGCAGAUCAUCCCUGCCGACCGGCUAUGCCUCAUUCAACUCGAGGAUGGCCUUGGUUGGGAGAACAUCUGUCCGUUCCUGGGGCUACCCAUUCCCAACCAGGCUUAUCCCGGACGCAACGAGCCUGAAAAGUUCAAAAAGUUGGUUGAAGGAUUCCUUCAACCGAAGGUCACGGCCGCUUUCAUGAGGCUUGGCGCCGUUGUUAUACCCACAGUCGGUGUUCUUUGUUGGGCUGCUAUGACGUACGGUCCCUCGGCAAUCACAUUGCUCCAAAGUCGGUAA
This is a messenger RNA of Penicillium brevicompactum, 870 nucleotides long. Its product is annotated as sulfotransferase family protein. Lineage: Eukaryota; Fungi; Ascomycota; Eurotiomycetes; Eurotiales; Aspergillaceae. The record is from RefSeq and is a predicted model, not a curated record. The transcript has 4 exons. Bases 1 to 870 code for a protein of 289 amino acids.